This is a messenger RNA of Durusdinium trenchii, 2632 nucleotides long. The record is from the annotation of a GenBank genome assembly. Lineage: Eukaryota; Dinophyceae; Suessiales; Symbiodiniaceae.
GUGGCUUCAGACUUCAGUCUUUCCAUAAUCCUGGUCGUGGAGAUGCUAGGCCUUGGAACAACCAUGUGAGAGGAAAAAGGAUGCUUGUCACGCUUAUUUGCAGCCUUUUCCGGCUUCAGUCGGGCAGUCACAAUUGGGCUUCGCAGUCUCAGUCACUCCGCGUGGGACUCAAAGAUGUCACGUGUGGAGGGCGGUUUCGUCUCCGGAGGGGCCUCAGGGACCCUGGUCCCUGGGAUGCAAGUGACGGGCAGCGGCAUGGUGGUCGGAAGUGGCGAUAUAGUGGCUGGUGCUGGUGCUGGCGCAGGUGUUGCAUAUCGUGGUGAUGCUGGAGCUGCGGGCAACUGUCACGCCGAUUGUUUGGACGCGGGCCCGGGCACAAUGUGCUUCGAACCAGAUCCUUACUCUGUGACAAAGCAAGCGCAGUGGAAGUAUUUUGGAGCCGGGGAAGGAUCUUAUGACUCGGUGCAACAAGUGACCUAUGUAGGCCAGGGCGCCGGCAGUUGGGAGCGGCAAGAAGUGGUUUCCCACACUGGAUAUCGCUGGAGGCCCUUGUGCAUCACGCUGAUCACUUGCGUGCUGCUGGUGGCCGCUUGCAUCAUUGUGAUUCCUUUACUCAUGCCAGCUCAACGCGAUACCGGCUUUGACAUUCCAGCGGCACAAGAUUGCUCCCUGGGUGCUCACGAUUGGAAGAACUUGUGGGAUGAGACGAAGCAGAACUACUGCUGCCAGACCCAAAGCGUUGGUUGUCCUUCCGCCGUGGCUACGCCCGUGAAAAUUGUCCACUUUACUCACUAUGUGACGCGAGUCCACCGGGUGCCACACCCAGUGGCAGACUAUGUUGAGGUUCCUGUGCCACACGUGGAGGUUCGUCACGUUUACAGGGAGGAACGGCCCUAUGAAUGUGAUGAGGGGCUUGAGGACGUGAAGAAAUGGGACACCAAACACAAGCGCUACUGCUGCUUCCUGCGCAAGAUCGCUUGCCCAACGAAGGUUGUGAAGCACGACAAGUACAUCACAGUCAUGAAGCCCAAACUCAUUCCCAAGUACAUCCCCAUGAAGGCCACAGAGAACAAGACUGUGGUGGUGCCCCAGUACUACCCGAAAGAAAUUGAGCCGAAACCCAUCAAGGUGAGUGUUGAACAGCCUCCCAAGAUCAUCUACCAACCAGUGAAUGAGACGCGGUACAUCCGAGUGCCUGUGCCGGGAAAACCGCGCAUCGUAGUGCAGGAGAAGCCGGUUCCAGUGGAGAUGCCGCCAGAGGUGGUCAAGGUUUACGAUCACAUUAAGGUCCACCCCUUUGAGGUCAAGGAACCCCCUGUCCAUCACCACCACUUUGAUUGCAACGCAGGCUACUCAAACUGGUAUUUUGGAUGGUCUCCAAAGAAGAAGACUUGGUGCUGCGAAGAUUCAAACCGGGGCUGCCCAGGGACAUGGCAUGGAAGUGCGCACUUGCACAUUCACACACACGUGGGACAAGCGACUGGGCACAUCUACGAUUGUGAUGCCGGCUUCUCAAACUGGUUGCAUGGCUGGUCCGACUCCAAGAAAUCCUGGUGCUGUGACAAGUUCCAUGUUGGAUGCGCUCCGCACAGCUGCAGCGGUACUGAUGUGGGUAUGAAAGGCUGCGCGCGCACCACCUUGUCACCCUUGAAAUGCGAUGCGGUUUGCACUCACGCCGGGGAGUCGGUGAGCUGCAUGGAGCGCAUCCACUGGACGAAGCAAAACGUCUUCCAGGGCCGUGGAAAUGCUUGCGCUUUGGCAUAUAGCAAGGUCCAGGUGGAAUGCAGCAUUUGCCGUGGUUGCAGCAUCGAGGAAGCUGGUUGCACCGUGAAUGUGGCCACGUCUGCCGCCUUUGAUUGCAACGCAGCGCUGAGCAACUUCUUCCGAGCUUGGUCACCCUCCAAGAAGCAGUGGUGCUGCACACAAGAGGGCAAAGGUUGCGAGGGCAACAGCCCCCCGCAUGUGGAUCCCGGCUUCGGAAUGGUUUGGAAGCACGUGCAGGUGCAUGGCUAUUGGACAUGGCAGGCAGUAGGCGGAGGCCAUGUGAAGUUGCCGUACGAUUGUCACGCUGGCUUGGCAAAUUUCCAGAUUGGUUGGUCCAGCGGCAAGAGGGCCUGGUGCUGCUCUAAGCAACACUUGGGCUGUGGUGCCGUUGGCGGAGCUGCUAGCGCCGCUGGCGCCGCUGGCGGGUUCGCUGCUGGAGCUGCGGGAGCCACGGGCGGCGAAUUUGUUCACCAUACAACAGUGGUCAUGGAUCAUGCUGCCCAUGGAAACCCACCAGCUAUGGCUGCGCGUGGGAUGAUGUGGCACUGGGCACAUUCCGGUGGCCAUUGGCAUUGGGUGCAGAUCCAUGCGGGUGGACAUUUGCCCUUUGAUUGCGAGGCUGGCUUCGCGAAAUGGCAGACCGGUUGGUCUGGAUCAAAGAAGCAGUGGUGCUGCCAGAACAUGGGCAAAGGUUGCCAAUGAGCGAUUCCUGGAUCUCAGAACUCGUAGGUCGAAUCCUCUAUAAAAUUCGAGGUUGCACGGAUGCAUGCAGACACUGAUCAGUGGCAUGGACAAAGACUUUUCCCUCUGCUGCCCUACUGGACUGCGAGAUGUCACAACUCUGAGUGUUUGUGCCGCACGGAAAAAA